GUUCAAAAAGAAUCAUCAGCUUCCUUCACUGAGGAGUGCAGACAGACAAGUACAGUCGCCAUGCUGAGACAGGCUUUAGCUGUCCUGCUGAUCGCAGCUGCUGCCAGUGCCUCGUACCCGAAGAGGACAGUGCUGUUCCAAGACCCUACCGCCUGGACGGGUGAAGGGAAGUGCUGCAUGGGCGUCUUCAACACGCCCCACCGCUACCUCGGAGCGUACAAGGUGACGGCCCUGUACUUCAGCAGCCACGUGCGCAACUACGCGACGCUGGAGACCGGCCCGGAGCAGCAGGACAUCAACAUCACCAUGAGCGAGUACCCUGCUGGCGGGGAUUCCUGGAGGGUGGUGGGUACCGGCAGGUACACGGGGGUGUCUGAGCCCACGCAGCUGCUGAGGAUCCCCAUCACCUACCAGACCGACCCCACGGCCGCCUACCUGUUCGAGAUCGUGUAUGGUGGCCCCCUCACCUACCCCGCCUAUGGCGCCAUCGAUGUCUCCGCGGGACCCUACAACACGACAAGCAACUACUUCAUACUCGGUAUUGACUACGAGAACCCAUGAGAGAACCAAACUCCUGACUGCAGUAGCUGUAAUUAUUGUCAACUUAUACAUUUAAAAUAAAAUGUGUUAUCAACAGUU
This is a messenger RNA of Schistocerca nitens (vagrant locust), 639 nucleotides long. RefSeq lists its product as uncharacterized. The transcript is spliced from 2 exons. The record is from RefSeq and is a predicted model, not a curated record. Lineage: Eukaryota; Metazoa; Arthropoda; Insecta; Orthoptera; Acrididae. The coding region runs from base 61 to 561 and encodes 166 amino acids.